Messenger RNA from Physella acuta, 1975 nucleotides. RefSeq names its product persulfide dioxygenase ETHE1, mitochondrial. The record is from RefSeq and is a predicted model, not a curated record. NCBI's taxonomy places the organism in Eukaryota, Metazoa, Mollusca, Gastropoda, Physidae. Gene Ontology annotation, cellular component: mitochondrion. Gene Ontology annotation, biological process: hydrogen sulfide metabolic process; glutathione metabolic process. Gene Ontology annotation, molecular function: sulfur dioxygenase activity.
CAAAAACAAUAACAAAGACACGUUCCUUGAAAUCAAGUAUGUCAUACUCAGGGUCAUAGUUCGUUUUUCCAAGCAGUGGUCACGUAUUUAGAAUCAAAACAUUGAGCCACAGUGCUGCGUUUAUGGUUUUGUCCUAUCUCUGGCAUCAAUAAAUAUUGAAAAAAACAACCUUAAAAUGAUAAGCGUAACCGCUUCCUUGCGCGCAGCCGUACCAUCACUUCUAUUUGCAAACCUGCAAAAUGUCACGAAAAAAGCAGCUAUAAUAAACAUUGGUACAAAACUAUUUAGCUCCUGUACUAAAAGACAAAAUAAUCAAAGUUUGCAAGAAAACUCUAAAAAGCAAUUAUUGAAAUUAUCGGCAACUAGGAUAAAAAUGGAUCGUCACUGUUGUUCACAUUCCGGCCUCUUUGGUAAUGACUUAAUCUUUAGACAGCUUUUAGAGUACAAAUCCUACACAUACACCUACCUGUUAGCAGACAAAGUGAGCUUAGAUGCUGUUAUCAUAGAUCCUGUAAUUGAGACUGUUGACAGAGAUGUGCGACUGGUUCGUGACCUGGGUCUCAACCUGCUUUAUGCUAUAAACACACAUGUACAUGCAGACCAUAUAACAGGAAGUGGCCAGAUAAGAAAUCGUAUUCCAACUUGUAAAAGUGUCAUUGCUGAAGUCAGCAAAGCAAAAGCAGAUGUUCAUGUAAAAGAAGGGGAUCACCUUAAAUUUGGAAAGUUUGAACUUGAAGUUCGCAGUACACCUGGACAUACAGAUGGAUGCUUGUCUUUUGUUUUGCACGACAAGUCAAUGGUGUUCACAGGAGAUGCUUUGCUCAUCCGAGGAUGUGGGCGUACAGAUUUCCAGCAAGGGAGCGCAUCCACUCUGUAUGACUCUGUUCACAAGAAGAUCCUCUCCCUGCCUAAAAAUUUCAUGAUCUUUCCUGGACAUGACUACACUGGUCAAACCAUGUCAACUGUUGACGAGGAGCUGAGGUUCAACCACAGGUUAACACGAUCUAAGAGCGAGUUUAUCAAAAUAAUGAAAGAGCUUAAUCUACCAUACCCUUCACAAAUAGAGAAAGCUUUACCCGCCAACAUGGUUUGUGGCUUGUAUGAAGUGCCCAAUUGAGGAAAUAUAUUUAAGAAAAAAAAGGAUCUCUCUCUUCAUCUCAUUGUCUACAACAAAAUUUUUAUGAAAUUAUGAUUAUAUUUUCCGAUUAGUAUGCCAUUAUAGUUGAACUGUAUAUGUUUCCAUAGUUAACAUUUCCCAAAUGCUUUCAUAUGCUUGUAUUGAAUAUUGUGUUGUAUUUUUUUUUAUUUUACAAGGUUAAAAUUUCAAGCUUUGUUUUUUUUUUCUCAUAUUGGUAUGUUGAAAAUACAAUUUGCUUUAUUUAUUAUGUGAUUUAUCACAAAAGAUUAUUUAAAAUUUUUUACUUUCCAUAAAAAAUUAAACAAAAAAAAAACCAGGGAGUUGAGCUGUCUACAUGACUGAUAUUGUUUUGUGCCAAAAUAAUCUUUGAUUUGGCUUAUCCGUUUGAUUUAUGUUUUUGAAAAUCUUUUACUAUUAUGUAGUGUUCACAAAAACAAUAUUUUUUUCUAAUUUAUAGCCUUGUUGCUUUAUCUGAAAUAUUAUCUGUAAAUAAGGGCUAUAAGGUUUGUUAGGUAUUUGUCCUAUUGUUGAAUACUAAUAAGAGGUUAUGAUCAAAUUUUAAUUCAAUUUUUUUCCAUACUUAAAUAGAAUUUUAAUAUAUUUUCUCUUUUGAUUAAUAAGUUUUCAACUAAGAUAUUUUUUGUAUAUUUAUGCCACUUUAUUCCUCAUAUGUUAUGGUACUUUUAAAUAAAAUGGUAGUUUUGUCUAUAAAUACAACUACUCUUUUUAAGUUAGUUAGUGUAUACUUCAUAUUUAAUUAGAGGAAAAAAAUCUUGCACUCAUUUGUAAAUAUGUUUCUUAGUGUAUGUGUAAAUGUAAAUAAAAUUUUAUCAUUGA